UAUUGCAGAAUUCGAUUAUUUCAACGAAAAUUCGUUAUCAAAUUCUCAUGAGAUGCUACUUGCAGAAGUACCACGAUUUGACAACAAACCAUUAUCUCUUGUGACCUUCCGUCUAAAAAGUGCUUUUUUGAGAUGUUUUGAUUGAAUCGAUUGAGAGGGUUCGGAUAGGUCUUCACAGAUGUCACAUGAUGAUGCCAUUAACGUAAUCACCGAUUUCAAGCUAUGGUAUGAGUUUCCCUCUACAAGAAUCUCUGAGCGGCAUGGAUAAUUUCCUUGCUGACGAUUUGUACCAGGCUGUAAAGAAACCAGAUAUACCCAAACUGGAGGGCUUCUUCAAGGCAGGACUGAGCCCCAAUCAUGUCUUUACAAGUGAGAAGAAUGCUGAUGCACUUGGUAAAACGCUCCUCCAGGUCGCCACAUCUGAGAAGAAUGCAGAUGUGGUGAAGUUGCUCAUCAAGCAUGGAUGUGACGUGAACUAUGGCGUCAAGAAGAUCAUUACCCCAAACUCGACAUCAUAUCGACUUGAUAAAUGUGUGGAGGAUUUGACACAGACUUGUUUGUUUUAUUCUAUUUGUACAGAGAGUGUUGAGAUCGUUGAGAUUCUGACCGAGGCAGGUGCAAAUGUGAACUUGGAGUGCAGAGAUAAGAUGUGUGCUCUAUCUCACGCGAUCGACACUGAAAACAUUGAGAUUAUCACCAGUAUUGCACGCAUGAAAAAAUGUGAUAUUAAUGCACAGGACUUGUAUGGGUUGUCUCCACUGCAUAUAGCUGUAAUCCAUGCAAAGCCAGAUAUUGUGACUCUUCUUUUGAGAAAGAAGGCCGUUGUUGAUCUGGAGCAGUGCCAGGGAGGCAGUCCUCUGUUUUUUGCCAGUGAUUACAUGACACUCAAGUCACUCAUAAGUUAUGGUGCCGACCCAAAUCAUCGAGCUUAUAAUGAUCAUGGCUCAGUUACACCCAUCUAUACGACACUGAAACGUGCCAGAGAUCCCAAGAUCAUUGAAGCUCUAGUUGAAGCAGGUGCUCAAGUGACGAAUGCAGUUCUAGCAGACGGACCCAGUACCCCAAGGAUUCUCCAGGAAUACCCAGAUCUCCAUGCAUGGCUAAAGACUUGUCAUAAAACACCUCAAAGUCUCAAGUUACAGACUUGUUUGAAAAUUCGAGACGUGUUAAGAGUUGCAUCGAAUGGUGUUGGACUUGGUGUGAGAUGUAGAACAAAUCAGCUGCCCCUUCCAAAUGUGUUGAAGCAUUAUGUCCAUUUAGAUCAUAUUUGAAAAGAGGGAUUUUGAAAAAGUUGUGAAGUUUGUCUGCGUGUGUUCAUUGCUGGACCUACAAUUUAUACACACUUUAAAAAUGAGUGUCAGUCAGUGUAAAGCUAAUUCAUUAGGACUGAAGACUGUCAGUAUAAGUGCUAGGGUGCCAUUAAAACUAUUCCUAUCAGUACAUGUAGGACAUGAUUCCAUGGUCUGAUGAAGUCCUGUGUUUUGUUCUCAAUGUGAUUGCUCAAACAAGGAUAUACCAUAUAACAAUGCAUUUGCUGUGCCAGUUGAGUGGCACCUGUACAAAAGGCCUAUGUGUAACAGACACACCUCAACCUAACACAUUGACAAUGUAUUUACAUAGUGAUGUGCAUGCACAUGUACAUCAAUCCCAAGUUACUAUCCCUGUUGCGAGAGAUUAUUGGCAUCUUUAUGUGAUGUUGUGUGAUCUCAUUGCAUCCCCUGGUAACUACUGAAUGGUCCACCACUGAAUGGCUAACCUCUGCAGUAUGGCCUAAGUUGAAGUGUGCAUAUUGCAGAAUGCAAUACUCGACCUCUGUUUUAGGUUCAUCAUCGUGCACUCCACAUUCACCAUCGUUUACCCAGGAAUCUGUAGCUUUGUUGUCAAAUGUGCUCUUCCAAAAUGUACUGCGUGUUUUGACAAUCUAACCAUUUGAGAUGUCUUGUAACCAUGGAACUGAUAGGCAGGUGACCUGCCUAUCAGCAGGUGGAGCCAGGAAAGGGCAGUCGUCCAUUUCUGCAUCAAGGCUCUCUAAAUGUGAUGUUUCUUGUCCCCGUGUUGAGAAUGGUAGAGGUGACCACUGCACUUGGUCCAACCUACAUACGUACUUAGGCAUUUCUGUGAUACAACACUAUUAGCUCAGCGUGAGGCCUGCUUUUAGUGGUCUUGUGUGUAUUUGUACCUUGUGUUAUGGUAAUUGCAAAGAAAAAUAAACAAACUGCUCACUGACCUAAAAUAUUUUAGUCUGUUUUGUUGGCUUCAGGGUGGGAUUGAGUUGAUGCCUGGUGACUCGGUGUUUUGUAGCUCUCAAUUCAUUUGAUGAGGGUUCGGGUUAGCUCUGCUCUCUCACCAAGUCACCAGUGCUUUUGAAUGAUAAGAUUGUUGAAUAAUCAUCUGCCUGACAAGUUCUUGAACAUUCCGAAGACAAGCAAUGGUGUACUACAACCAAAGAACAACAUACAAGACAUGCACAUGUUCAUGUAAACCAAAUCCCUCUGAAGAGA
Molecule: messenger RNA, 2501 nt
Organism: Lineus longissimus
Lineage: Eukaryota; Metazoa; Nemertea; Pilidiophora; Heteronemertea; Lineidae
Product: putative ankyrin repeat protein RF_0381
Exons: 2
Coding region: 228-1271 (347 amino acids)
Biological process (GO): positive regulation of transcription by RNA polymerase II
Cellular component (GO): nucleus
Molecular function (GO): protein binding; transcription cis-regulatory region binding
Source: RefSeq, a predicted model, not a curated record